GCCGGUAUGCGUCGUCAUCGCAGCCAGACACCAACAACCCACACAGAUCGACGAGUGCUCGGCACAUUAGCGGUACCAGAACAAUGCCAGCGCAGCUGUCUGCCAAGGACAGCGAAAUCCGCAGCACAUAUUCGAAAUCGCAAAUCAACCAAGCAACCCUGGUCACCUCUGUGCGCAGAAGCCCCGAAAGCAGGCGAACACUGCUGCGCGCAUGUAUGAGGAACGAUCUGGGGACAUUUCUCUCGCAGCUACGCUCUCUGAGUGAGCAAACAACCGCCAACGUACGGGCGUCAAACCAGAUCACACCGCUGAUUAUUGCGUGUCGCUACAACUCCACCAGCAUCGUUGGCUGGAUCUGCCAGAACGACAAAGCAGCGCUUGAAUGCCAGGGUAGGAAACAUUGGAGAUGCCUGAUAGUGGCACUAAAAAGUGCAGCAGAACAUUCAGCCUAAUACUCGCUUUUUCUUUGUUUGAAAGCGUUUAGAUGCCCGGGGCGAUACUGCGUUGCAUCACGCGACAGCCAGUGGCUACAGAGAAUGUACCUCGACACUAUUGAGGUCAGGCGUGUCACCAACCUGUC
Linderina pennispora is the source of this 580-nucleotide messenger RNA. RefSeq lists its product as uncharacterized. The transcript has a single exon. The record is from RefSeq and is a predicted model, not a curated record. Lineage: Eukaryota; Fungi; Kickxellomycota; Kickxellomycetes; Kickxellales; Kickxellaceae. The coding region runs from base 84 to 452 and encodes 122 amino acids.